GUAUUUCCGCUGACGUCUUUUAAAAGUUUGGCGGUUGCAUUCGCUAUUUGUUGUAUGUGGUAUGAAUGUUGUAUGAAUAUAGCAUCAAAGUUUUAAAGUUAUCUCGUUAAGCGCUCUUUUAGAAUGGAUUUGUCAGUUUUGGAACUCCUUUCAAAUGGACAACCAAUUGGACAUUCAGUCAAGAUCAGUCGCAGCGAUGGCCGGGUACAUGCCGCAACUCUCAAGGCUAUCCACCCGGAGAAAUACGCUGUGUCGGUGGAAUGGCAAGAAAACAAUGAAACCAAAGGAAAAGAGGUUGGAAUCAAUGAGCUGUGUAACCUCAACAGAGAAUUUGUUGAGUACCUGAAGUCAUCCAGUAAGCCUGAGCCAGUGCCAACCCGGCCAAAUAAAUCUGAAAUCAGGCUUCGUUCAUCGAGAAUUCCUGCUCCGCCUGAAACGACCACUGGAGCUCAUCCUACUGAGGUGUCAGAUUCGGUCUACAGGAAGUCGUUUGCGCGGAGGACAAUCGCUCAGCUGCUGCCCCCCUCCCCUGACGAUGACGCCCUCGUACCUGAGAAGCCCGCGUCUCUGCUGGACGGGCCAGGCUCGCGUAACCUGCGGAAGAUGAAGAAAGGCCUCGCCACGCCGUCCUCCUUCCUGCCGCGGGUCAACGAAGUCGUCAUGGAGACCGAGGUACCCGCGGCCAGGGGCGGGCCCUCCGUCAGCUCUGCCCGACGGAAGGCGGGCGUGGUCCCGGAAGCCGAAAAGACUCAGAACAAGAGGCGGGCGUCCCUGGCGAAGAACACGGAACUGCAGCCCAAGCGAGGAAACGCGGGCGACAUGAACCGCCCUCACUGGCAGUUCUACAAGAUGAUCGAGGAGUACAGGGAGUCCCUGGAGGUGGUGCCCAUCUCUCUGGCAGAUCCUGCUGAGGAUCACAGAAUCUGUGUGUGCGUCCGCAAGCGUCCACUCAACAAAAAAGAGGUGGCCCGGAAAGAGAUUGACGUGGUAACUGUUCCGGGGAAAGGGGUUCUGCUUCUGCACGAGCCGAAGCAAAAAGUGGAUCUCACCAAGUACCUGGAGAACCAGCUCUUCAAAUUCGACUACUCCUUUGAUGAAACGACAACCAAUGACAUCGUUUACAGGCUCACCGCUAAGCCGCUGGUCCAGACCAUUUUUGAAGGGGGGGUGGCGACGUGUUUCGCUUACGGCCAAACCGGAAGCGGGAAGACCCACACGAUGGGAGGAGAUUUUUCUGGGAAAAACCAAAACAGCUCAAAGGGAAUCUACGCUCUGGCGGCUCAGGAUGUGUUCACUCUCCUGGAGCAGAGGAGGUACGCCAGCAUGGGCCUGGAGGCCCACGUCACAUUUUUCGAAAUCUACAAUGGCAAGGUGUUCGACCUGCUGAAUAAGAAGGCCAAGCUCCGCGUUCUGGAGGACGGGAAGCAGCAGGUCCAGGUGGUCGGCCUGCAGGAGGUGAACGUUUCGUCUCCCGGCGACGUCAUCAGGCUGAUUGACAUGGGGAGCGCAUGCAGGACGUCCGGUCAGACGUUCGCCAACUCCAACUCGUCGCGCUCGCACGCGGUGCUGCAGAUCGUGCUGCGGCAGAAGAACCGGCUGCACGGCAAGUUCUCGCUGGUGGACCUCGCCGGGAACGAGCGCGGCACCGACGUCAGCAGCAACGACCGGCAGACCCUGGUGGAGACGGCCGAGAUCAACCGCAGCCUCCUGGCGCUGAAGGAAUGCAUCCGCUCCCUGGGGAAGAACAGCGAUCACAUCCCCUUCAGGAUGAGCAAGCUGACCCAGGUGCUGAGGGACUCCUUCAUCGGGGAGAACUCUCGGACCUGCAUGAUUGCCAUGAUCUCCCCUGGGAUGGCCUCCUGUGAUUACACUCUGAACACACUCCGAUACGCCGACAGAGUCAAGGAGCUCAACACGGCCACGACCGGAAACGAUUCUGAUUCCGAUAAGAAGUCUGAAAUGGAGGUGGAUGACGAUGACGACGACGAUGAUGAUGAUGAUGAAAGCCUGACGAAAAACCACACCCUGGUGCCGAUGACCAGCGUGUACGAGGCGGUGUCCCAGGUGACGCAGAUGGAGGACAGACUAUGCGAGGUUUUGCACAGGGGCAGAGAAAUCGCGAACGCUAUCGAGGAGCCGACGCACAGCAUGAACGCCGUCCUGGCGGAGCUGGCGGAUCAUGUGAUGACACUACAGGAUUGCUUCCAGGCUUUGCAAGCGGCAGUGAAGACCGAGGAGCUGGCAAGGAUGCCCAAGAAGGCGCAUCUCUGAAAGAAAUUUUAAAAUGCUCUUAACCGUUUCAGCUCUGUAAGAAACUGAAACAUUUUCACGGAAGCAACAGUGCCAUAGCGGUGCCCUUUUAAUAUUUGUACACAUUUAAUAAAGUUUGCUUUUUCGCGGAGUUGAUUACG
Molecule: messenger RNA, 2411 nt
Organism: Anguilla anguilla (European eel)
Lineage: Eukaryota; Metazoa; Chordata; Actinopteri; Anguilliformes; Anguillidae
Gene: kif2c
Product: kinesin family member 2C
Exons: 22
Coding region: 124-2271 (715 amino acids)
Biological process (GO): microtubule-based movement
Molecular function (GO): microtubule motor activity; ATP binding; microtubule binding
Source: RefSeq, a predicted model, not a curated record